AUGGGAGCUCCGACUGCGGGAGCCACGCCUCCGAUGCGCUACAUGGCCAGUGGCACCGGCGCUACCAGUGCAUCCGCGGGUCCUAGCCAGGCCGCCCCCCGCACUGUGUUGAAUAUCGUCAGCGGUAAGCCCACGCUGCCCACGCAGCCUCAGAACGUGGCAACCAGCUCUGUGGGUCCUGCGCGGGGCUACGCGAAGGCUGCCAGCCCCAUGCUCACUGGAGAUGCUCCCAAGGUCGGACCUCCUGCGGUGGCCGUUGGUCGCGCCAUGGCCGAGGGCCGUGGCAGUGUGACCCGCGACGCCAACGGCAAGCUCCGCGCACCCAUCGGAAAGAAGUACCAGAUCGUCUUCGUCACAGGUGAGGUUGCGCCCUUCUCUAAGACUGGAGGACUCGGUGAGGCCAUGGACGGCCUGCCCAUCGCGCUGGCGGCACUCGGCCAUCGCUGCAUGGUGGUCUCGCCGCGUUACGACCAGUACAAGGAGGCCUGGGACACUGGCUACUGGUCGUCCGUGCCCAUGGGCGGCAAGCAGGAGUCUGUGCACUUUUUCCACACCUUCAAGCAGAAGGUUGACUAUGUCUUCGUGGACCAUCCAACCUUCUUGGAGCGCGUUGAUGGCCUGACAGGUUCCAAGCUCUACGGACCGGAGUGGGGCAAGGACUUUGCCGACAACCAGGCCCGCUUUGCCUACUUCGGCAAGGCGGCGCUGAAGGCCAUCCAGGAGCUGCCUCUGGGCGGAGGUGUGUAUGGUGGCGACGUCAUGGUUGUGUGCAACGACUGGCACAGCGCCCUAGUGCCCAUGUUCAUCCACGCGGAGAAGUCCGCGAACCCAGGCAAAUGGUACAACACGAAGACCGCCUUCCUUUGCCACAACGCCGUCUUCCAGGGCCGCUUCCCUUGCGAGGAAGGCCUUGCACAGAUCUUCGGCGUCCCUCAGCGCUACAUUGACGGCAUUACCUUCAAGCAGCCCCUGCGCAUCGGCAAGUACAACGAGAAGGUCUCGUGCAUCAACACCAUGGCUGCUGGUCUUCGCUACUCGGAUCGCGCCUUGACCGUGUCCCCGACCUAUGCCCAAGAGGUUACCACCGACCCGGAGAAGGGCGUGGAGCUGGAGCAGCUCUUCAAGAUGGCGAAGUGCACAGGAAUUCUGAACGGCGUCAAGGAGGGUGUCUCACCAAGUGAGAUGAACUUCGUCACCAAGACGAUGAUGAGCUGUGGACCGUUCACUGCCGCCACUGCGGACGCAGCCAAGACGGAGUUGAAGAACCUCUACCGUCAGCAGAACAACCUCGUCGCGUCCAAGGGCCCCCUGAUGUGCUUCAUCGGAAGGUUGGAUGCGCAGAAGGGCUACGAUCUCCUGCUCGAGUCGCUGAUGGAGGUGUUGGAGGACACGGAGCUCCAGAUUGUCAUUGUCGGUGCUGGCCGAGCUGAUCUCGUGGCUCAGACCAAGGCCCUUGAGAAGCAGUUCCCUGACAAGCUCUUCUACGCAGGCUGGAUGGGCCCGGAGCGCUAUGCCCUGCUCGCGGGCUGCGACUUCACCCUGCUGCCGUCCAGGUGGGAGCCUUGUGGACUUGUGCAGAUGGAGGCCAUGCGCCUGGGAACGCUGCCCAUUGUUGCCCCCACUGGUGGCCUGAAGGACACCGUGGAGGAUGGCCUCAACGGUCUCUGGACCGACAGCGAGAUGACCGUGGAGGCGGUCGUGGACGAGGAGUCCGUGGCCUCGAUCGGCAAGGCCCUUCGCCGGGCCGCGAAGCUCUUCCAGUCGGAACCUAGCAAGGUCGUUGAGAUGAAGAAGGCCGCGAUGGCUGCGGCCGCGGAGUUCACCUGGAGCAACGCAGCGCUGCAGUACGAGGCCAUCUUCCAAGAACUGAACGUCAAGGACGUGCUGCCUCAGUGCGGCGGCCAGACAACAGUCACGCUGGAGACAGACAAGCAGGUCUGUUAA
Molecule: messenger RNA, 1944 nt
Organism: Symbiodinium pilosum
Lineage: Eukaryota; Dinophyceae; Suessiales; Symbiodiniaceae
Source: the annotation of a GenBank genome assembly